AUGACCAAGCGCAACCAAAAAGCUGAUCAGUUAUACGAAGAAGCCGCGACAUUAGAGACGAAGUGGUCCAUUUUCAGUAAAGAACAAAACAUGUCGAAAGCUCAAGAGUUGUACAACAAAGCGGCCAACCUCUACAAAGCGAGUGAAGACUACGACAAGGCCGCUCUUGCUUUUUCCAAGUCAAAUCUUUUAUCGACGAAAUUGGGAGACACGUCCGACGCAAAUAAAGCACUUCAGAAUCAAGCGCUUUGUCUUUCGAAAGGUACAAACCCAGAAAGCGCAGUCGACAUCUUACUUGGUGUAGUUGAGAAUUACAUCGCCGCGGGUGCCUUCUCACAAGCAUCCAAAACGCAACAAGAGAUCGGGAAGAUCUUCGAAGAGCUCAAAAAGUACGACAAAGCAGCUGAAGCGUACAAAACAGCAGCAAGUCAAUACGAAAUGGAUAACCGCCCCGCAUCGGCGCUUCCUCUCAAGAUCUCUGCAGCCAAAUUGGAGGCGUUAACUGGAAAGUAUAUGGACGCUUAUAAGACCUUCGACCAAACUGGGAUGGACCAAAUCAAUCAAGGCGCCCUUCGUUUCGGAGCAAAGGAACACUUCAUCAACGCAAUUCUUUGUCAAAUGUGUAACGACGACGAAAUUGGUGCGGCCAAAUCCGUCGAUAAAUAUAAAACACUUGAUCCAUCGUUGUCAUCAGAAAGAGAUUAUAAGACUAUGGCUGACUUGGCCAAUGCACUCAAAGAAAUGGACUUGGACAAGUUCAACGCCGUCGUAGGUAACUACACACAACUCAAACAAGUCGACGAAUUCAGAAGACAGCUCUUCGAAGUGUUGAAGAAGAAGAUCGAAGACAACGCGAAUGCGGCACUUCUUUGA
Molecule: messenger RNA, 873 nt
Organism: Entamoeba invadens IP1
Lineage: Eukaryota; Evosea; Mastigamoebida; Endamoebidae
Product: alpha-soluble NSF attachment protein, putative
Exons: 2
Coding region: 1-873 (290 amino acids)
Biological process (GO): SNARE complex disassembly; intracellular protein transport
Cellular component (GO): vacuolar membrane; SNARE complex
Molecular function (GO): soluble NSF attachment protein activity; syntaxin binding
Source: RefSeq, a predicted model, not a curated record